AUGAAGCGGAAGAACAAGAUGGACUACAAGUCUAUGCAAAAUGAAGUUGAAAGUCUUAGAAUGAAGCUUCAACAUGUAGACACUAGAUCUGCUCAAGUAGAUCAUUUGCUGGCUGUUAUUGGAACAUACAAAGAAAAAGAAGUGGCUGGAACAGUUGCCAUUCAGUUGGACAGCCAUGCAAAAAAAUUAUCUGCCCUUCAGAGAACAUGUUUAUCCCAAAGAGACAAGGUACAGUCAUCGCUAAUUAAGCUCGCAGCUGCCAAUGAAGAGCUGGCAGCUGCCAAUGAAGAGCUUGCAGCUGCCAAUGAAAAGGUUGCAGCUGCCAAUGAAAACCUUGCAGAUGUCAAAGAAAAGCUUGCAGGUGCCAAAGAAAAGUUAAAGAUCAUAGAAAUGAUACAAUUGGGUGAGCAGCCAGAUGAUAUCCAGGAUGUUAUUGAUGACCCUCCAAAUCCUGAUCAGCCAAUCUUAUAA
This is a messenger RNA of Miscanthus lutarioriparius, 471 nucleotides long. The record is from the annotation of a GenBank genome assembly. Lineage: Eukaryota; Viridiplantae; Streptophyta; Magnoliopsida; Poales; Poaceae.